Fusarium coffeatum is the source of this 843-nucleotide messenger RNA. RefSeq lists its product as uncharacterized. The transcript is spliced from 3 exons. The record is from RefSeq and is a predicted model, not a curated record. Bases 1 to 843 code for a protein of 280 amino acids. Lineage: Eukaryota; Fungi; Ascomycota; Sordariomycetes; Hypocreales; Nectriaceae.
AUGCUAACAAAACUUAUGUUACUUGCUGGCUGGGCGCUUCCUGCCGUUGCCGGUGCCCUUGUCCUUCUUACUGAAAACUGGAAUGUAGAGCAGGGGAAGCCCUUCACGAUACACUACAAUGGCUGCGAUGAUGGCUGCAAUAUAGCACUUAUGGUUGGUGAAAGCACCGAUCUGAAAGUUUUCAGAAUCCUGACUACGAGUGCGAGCGGCGAUAGCUUCACUUUCACUUUAAAUGGUUUGAAAGAAGAUACAUACUCCUUUCGAAUGACCAACGAAGAUGAGACUCAAUACAGUGAACAGUUUGUCCUAUCUGAACAGUCGAACCCAUCCAAGUCAGAAACAAUCGCUUCCUCGGAGACCCAGUUCGAGUUGACAAGCGCCUCAAUGCCCAGAUCGGCGCCAAGACCAACGACAUCUACUUUGAUCAUUACUGAUUCCGCAUCUUCAACAGCCUCUCGAGACGCUGCAACCUCUAGGCCGUCUGAAGUUUCUUCGGCCGAAUCAACUGAGGUAGAAGUCGACCCCAAGCGUGGACUUAGUGCCGGAGCGAUUGCUGGAAUAGUAGUUGGAAUAGUACUUGUAAUUCUGAUCUUCGUUGGAGCUUUGCUCCUCUGGAUGAGAAGGAGGAAGCAGAAGGCCACCGGAGGAGUAACGUUGAACAAUAACCGACGUGGCUCUAAGCCUCAAAUCGCUGAGUUGGAGCAACCCAAUACGGCCGAUGCUGCGGCUGCUGCACCAGCAGAGAUACACGGGUCUAUAGUGUUAUCUCUGCCUACUGAGCUUGCGGGCCAGGGAAGGUUAUCAGAGCUACCAAGCACAGAAAAGCCUGCCGAGAAAGAUUAG